This is a messenger RNA of Tachyglossus aculeatus (Australian echidna), 570 nucleotides long. RefSeq names its product killer cell lectin-like receptor subfamily F member 1. Lineage: Eukaryota; Metazoa; Chordata; Mammalia; Monotremata; Tachyglossidae. The coding region runs from base 1 to 570 and encodes 189 amino acids. The record is from RefSeq and is a predicted model, not a curated record. The transcript has 5 exons.
AUGUCUGGAGACAUAGUCUACGCCGAUGUCCAACUUUCCAGAAAAAAUUCUACCCCUUCCAGCCCGUCCGCCCCAUCACAAUCCCAGGACUCCCCCCGAUCCGGGCUGAGGCCUGGGACUGCUCUGAAAGUGGCAUAUGCUGUGAUCAUUCUACUCCUGGUGGCAGUUAUCACACUGAGCAUUUUAGUGGUACCCAGACGACGAACAUGCCCAGCAGACUGGAAGCUGAACCACGGGAAAUGCUAUUGGAUUUCCAAGUCAAAUGAUACAAAAAACUGGAGCAAUAGUACUGCAUUCUGUGUGGAAAGGAAGUCAAAUCUGGCAAAAAUUCAGGACACGUGUGACCUGGGUUUCAUCUGGUCACACAUACCAGCAUCAAAAUUUUAUUGGAUCGGGCUGCACAUUCCGAGCUCUGGGGGAAACUGGACGUGGCCAGACGGCUCUACUCUUGACUGGAGCCUGUUCCAGGUAAAAGGCUCAAAUGGAAAGGACAGAUGUGCUGCGCUCUCACGGGAUGGGAUAUAUCCUGAGAUAUGUGGCAAUGGAAAUCCCUGGAUCUGUGAACAGUAG